CUCAGCCAGCAGCGCUUAUUAUCUAUGUGUGUGCGUGACUGUUCGCUGCUGCGUGUGUACGGCGAAAUCGAAACAUAUAUAAUAUAACCCGAGAAGUCCGUACUACACACAUAUCGAACGAAAGAGAGAGAGAGAAAGAUGAGUGCGUAGAGUCCGCGCUCAGACUCCUUUUGCCGUUUUAUUGCCUGCGAGGCGCGUAUAGCACAAGAAAGAGAGAGAGAGAGAGAGAAGAGGUGAAGGGAGCUCUGUGUGUCUCGAUCCAGCAGCAGGCAGCAGAGUCUCGAGGAGGAAUCGAGCUGCUCUCCGAGAGAGCCUCAACACAACUCGGAGCUCGCUCGCCUAUAUAGCAUAAUACUAAAAUAUCGCAGGUCUCGCGCGCGCGAGCAGCGAGUGAGCCUCCCGCCGUAACGCAACAGCCGCAUCGCGACGACGACGGCUAGCUCUCAACGCGCGUUAAAUUUGCUCACAGGUGUGUGUGUGUGUGCGUGUGUGUGCAACAAAACGCGAUACUCAGCUGCUGCAACAGCAGCUCCAGCAGCAGGUGGUGAGCAACAAGUGGUCGUCGCUGCAAAGUUCCUUUCGAUACGUACGUGCGUGCCAUCAAAAGUGCCUGUCCAGUGUGAGUUUGUGCCGUGUCGUGCGCGCGUGCAACGGUGAUUAUUAUUAUUUCGCGACAGUUGGUGCUGUGUUGUUGCUGCUGCCGACGUGCUAAUGUAAAAUAGAAUCGUUGCCGACGCCGACUAUCGACUCCGAAGAAAUACCGUAUCUUCUCCUCGGGUGCGGGAUGUCCGUGGAGAGAUACACGGCCGAGAAGCCGAGCAGCAGUCCGCCAGUUUAUACGACAACAACAAAUCGGAGCUAGCACGUUCUGUGCCGCUGAGCACAGACAACAACAAUGCAACAAAACAACUCCGAUCCCGACUUGGGCACCGGUGUAAAGCAGCAGCAGAGACGCAGAGCCGACAUCCAAGCGGCGGCCGACCUACUCAGACGACUUCGCGGCAAGCUCCGCAGGGCCUGGACGAUACACUCGGCGAGGCCGCUGCCUCGGCAGCCUCGCCGAUCGAGCAGCGAGUUCCGGCCCUACCGGAGCCUGCCCAGCAACGCCUGCAGAUGGGCUCGACGCGGCAGCAGCAGCCAAGCGCACGCCGGUCCGCAGAGCCGCAGACUACACGAGCAGCAGCUGCUUCAUCGGACUCAGGCGUCGGGAGGAGUCGGAGCGGCGUCGCCUAGGCUCGAGCGCAAGCAAACCUCGGCGAGCAGCAACAGCCUCCUCCUGCACAAGUCAGCCAUACCAGUGCCAUUGCGUCGCGCCGGCUCGCGCGGCGACCUCCUCCUCGGUUCCACCGGUUCGCUCAACCUCAGCGGUGCUGGUGGUGGUGGUGGUUCUCUGCCGAGUAGAGACUCGACUCCAAGUGGCAUACCCAAGCCUCGCAGCAACGGCCUCGCGGCCAAACGUCGAGAGGAUCAUCGAGCCGAAGAGAUGCCGAGCAGCGGUGAGCAGCAGCAGCAGCAGCAGCAGCAGCAACAAGAGGAGGAAAAACAGCAACAACCGAUCCCCGUUCUAAGGAAGCUGUCGCGAAGCGAGCCAGCGUCGUCCGACGACGUACCGGACGAUGCACAACAGAAUCGUCGAUGUUCGAGCUACCUGUCGCCGGAGGCCAGUCCGCUGAGCACCCGCUCCUCCAAGUACAGUCCGCGCGAGAGCGAGAGCGAGCCCACGACCUGGGCGCCGUCGUCGCACUCGGGCACGUCGCAGCGGGUGCGCGACACCAUCAGUCGGACCCGCAGACAGUCCUCCGCCAACAGCAGCAACGCCGCCAAGUACGAGAGCUCGGGCAGCGAGGGUGUCAGAUUGGAGCCGAGCCUGCCGAGCUACGUGGACAUCGCCCGACGCUGCAAGUUCUUCGAAGCCAAUUCCGCGGCACAGACCGGCGGCGUUGCUGGAUCGACGGAUGCCGUCAAUGCAGCAGCGGCAGGGAAGACGCCGUGGACGACGACGUCUACGUUGUCUCAGCAACAUCAGCAACAGCAUCAGCAGCAGCAACGCGUCGACAGCACGACCAGUGCCGGCGAGGACGAGUUCGAGGAGCACUCGAGGGCCGGCCUAGCGUCCGGACUUGGUGCCCCGCAGGGCAGGGUCAUGCUCAGGAGACGCCGCCAGCUCGAUGCACAAGGAGCCCGAAGACGCGGCAGACCGAAUCUUCAUCUGGCAUCGUCGGCCAAUCGAGCUUGCGCCACAGCUGCCGCAGCCGCUGCAGCUCAAGGAUCGAAUCGUCAAGCUCAACAACAAUCGCUGCAACAACAACAACAGCAGCAGCAGCAGCAGCAGCAGGGCCAAACGUUGAGCGAGGAAGAGGCCGCCGCGGCCGACUACCGUCGACUCGUCUUCAUCAGCUCGGACUCGUCGUCCGGCCGCGAGGAGGACGAUGCCGACAGCAGCUGCUCCGGCAGUUCUUCCUUGUAUCUCACAGCGGCUACGCUAGCUACAGCCACCGCCAGUAGUCAGAACAAUAAUCCGACGACGACGGCGAGCAGCAGCGGCCUCGACGACUGCGACUGGGACUACUUCGAGAGCAACUCGCUCAAGCUGCCGCCCCUACCUCCGCCCCCGGCUCCCAGUGCCGCCACUGCAGCGGCAGCCAGUGGUACAGCAGCAGCAGCGGCUUCAAAAGCUGACUGGACCAGCUGCUGUCCCGGCCGACCGGGUGGCUGCUGCCAGGCCUGCGGCGCAUCCGCGAGCGCCAAGGUCCUGCCCGUUCCAGUGCCAAUACCAGUGCCAGUACCCGUGCCUUAUCCCGUGCCCGCCUCGCUCUGGCAGUCGAGCGGCGGCGGCAUCAUCGACAAUGCCAAUCCGAUCAUCAGUCCGAGGGAGGCCGCCAGGCUCGAGCGCUCGCUCAGCCUGAGCUUGCGACCGUGCGAGCAGUCGGCGGGCUCUUGGUUCUCUUGGAAUCCGCGCUUCGACUCGGCGCCCAAUCUCAUGUUUCCGCCCCAUCAGACGCCCAUCUUCAAUGCCGUCAAGUCCGAUCAGAUCGUGUCUUCUCAGGCUCUGGAAGCGACGAGACAGCAGCAGCAUCAGCAUCAGCAACAUCAUCAUCAGCAUCAGAAUGAAAAGCUUGAAAUAGCAGGAGGAGUGGUGGUAGGCAACAACGAUAUCGAAUCGCGUGACGAGGAAGAGAUCGAAACGACCAACGAGACUACGCCCGAGCCCGCUACCGAAGAUAGCGGCCAAGAGCAGAGGAUGUUCAAUCGUCGUGAUUCAUCGCAAGAGCAGGACUCUCGCAGCAGUUGCUCGUCCGGGCGCUCCUCGGCGGACAGCAGCGAUCUCGAGGACGAGGAUAACUCCUCCGCGACGCAUCAUCAUCAUUCUCGCUUCUCGCGCGUGCUCGUUGUCAAUCCGGGUGGCGACGACGAUUCGCUGACUAGCGACAAUGACAUCGAGGACAACGAUGACAGCGACUCGGGACACAAUAUCGUGUUGGAGCGGGUGGAGCCAAACGAGCUGGCGGAAAAAGAGUCGGCAGCGGAUGACUCGGUGGUGUUGAGAAGGAUAAGACGCAUAGAUGCCGAUGCUCAGCUGGAUGAGCUUGACAAAAAAGAGGAAGAGGACGACGACGACGAGGAUGAGAAGGAGAAGAAGCCGAAGAAGAAGCAGCCCGUGCUCGAUCGGCCGCAACAGCACGCCGACAGCCAUCAAGAGAUCGCUAGCUACGAUGAGAUCUAUUUGGCAAGCAAUAAAGACGACUCGGCCGAAUCGGUGCUGCUCAAAUCUGUUCGAUCGAUCGAUCCGGACGAACUGCCACCGACAGCGGAAAGCACCCCCAGACCGAAUUCGAAUAAUAACUAUCAACGCUCCGUCGUCGAGUCCGCCAAUAAUGAUUCACCGUCGUCGAAAUCGUCGUAUCGGAUGCAACAAUUUGUCGCGCAACAACAACAACCCGUGAUCGCCGCAUUGGAGAAGGACUCGUUCGACAAGGACUACGACGACUCGUCCAACGACUCGGCGGUGAUGCCUGACUCGUUGGAGGUGAGUCUGCAGCACCAUCAGUACCAGCCACAGCAGCAGGAUAAUCGACUGAACGACAGCAUCGAGAUCGACGAGCGCGAUCUGCUGCAUGAAUCGGAAUUUCACAUGCGAGUCGUCGACGGUUUGGGCUCCGCGCUUGCCACCUCCUCGCCUGUGGAGGGGCAAAGUACUUCUUGCCCGCCGCAGGUGCAAGGAGGAAUAGCGAGUGCGAGAGAGGUGAGAGAGCAACGGCAGCAGCAGCAGUCGCCAAUGGAGGGGAGCCUGGCAGGCUACGGAGAGAGCAGCACAGCAGCAACGAGCAGCGGCGCUUACGGCGAUAGUAGCGCCCGAGAGCCACGCGAGUAUGCCACGGCUGCGCCUCGCGCCCCCGUCGUUGCCCCCGCCGCCGCCACAACAACAGCCGUCGAACAGCUGGACAACAAUUCGAUGGCCAAGUCGCGCAAAAAAUGGCAGAUACCCGCGAGCCUCGACAUCAAGGGGCUGCCGACGACGCACUUUCUACCGAGCCCCGUGCUGCAGAUCGACGCGCGCAACGACGACGAGAAUAACGAGGAUGAGGAGCAGAACGAAAACAACGAUGACAGCGGCGGCAGCAGCAACGUAAACAACAUCACCGCCGAGCUGGAAGAGGAGCAAGUCGGCGUGGAGCUUGGAGCAGGAGCAGGCGUCGCUGCUUCUACUGCUGCUGCUGCUGACGCCGCGCCCCAGGCUACGAUGCUCGAAAUUCCUCCGUCGCCGCUCAUCGAAGUCGACGACGAGGUCAGCUACGAGGAAACGGCCGUGUACGUCGACGACGACGACGACAAGGAGUACAUCGUGAUAACGGGUGUAGCGCUCGACGACGUAGUGGCUGCUGGUUCAAGCAGUAGUGGCAGCAAUAGUGUAGCGGGUAUCUGUCCACCACAAGUGCCUAGUGGAAGUGUAUGUACAGCAGCAGCAGUAGCAGGCAGCAAUAGCCAAGAGUCACUCGAGCGUGGCGAGCAGCUCACGCAGGAUGCCGUUAACGGAAUGACCAACUCCCCCUUCCCGACCGGCCGGUCGAGUCUGGUUUCUGCUGCUGCUCAGAAUCGAGACUGGAUACCAACAUCGACUAACGCAGCCGACGACCAGUACAACAACAAAUACAAGAGUCUGGUGAUGAUCAAUCAGAAACCGUACCAGUCCAUGGUCAAUGUCGUGACCAGCGACACGACGAUGCUCGUACAUCAAGACUCUCCGGCUCCGUUCUAUCGUCAAGCCAAUAACUCAAGCUCGGGUCCCGAAGCCGCAGUCAGAAGAAACGUCGGCAAGAAGCCACUGCCGUGCAGACGAUUGCUGCCUCCGUACGAGCCCGACAUCAACAGCGGAUUGUACUGCAUUCGAGCCGACAGCCGAGACGACGACGACGGUAGUGCCUUCAGACAGCGCGAAAACGACGACGAUGCGGCUGCCGACAGCGACUCCGAUCGAUUCAACGACGGGCGGGAAAAGCCCGGCCCGCUCAUUCUCGAAGAGGGACUCGCCGACGAUGACUCGUGGGUCGAGGAGAUCUCCCACGACGAGGAUGACGCACAGAGCGCCUCGACCGCCACCGAUCAGGAGAGCAGCGAGGACGAGGCCGCCAACAACCUCGGCGACCGCGAGGAGGAGCUGCGCGGCUAUCAUCGUCAGGCCAUCGACUUUACGCUGCACACCAUCGUCGAGGAGUCGUGCGAGGAGAGCGAGCCCGAGCACAACACAGCCAGCUGGAGGCGACACGCGCUUGCCUCGAGAUCCGCGCCGGAGCUAGAUAGUUUGUCGGACGCGUCGUCCAUCAUGUCCGAGGGCUUGGAUUCGCUGACGCGCGAGGAUAUGGUGGGAGGCCAGACGAAAUCGGCGAGCCUCGAUAAGGAUAAAGAUUACUAUCUGUCGGAUCGUGUUGGAUCGGGUCAGGAUAGAAGAGAUUCCGAUGGAUCUGUGGGAAGCGAUAGCGAAGGCAGACCGAGCCCGGAGGCACAGAGAAGGAAGAAGCUCGUUCGAGCUCGUGGCACUGGUCGCUCACAUAGUUCAUCUUUAGACAACUUGCUGGCUCUGGCGCAUCAGAGCGGUGGCUCUCAUCAGGGCUCGUUGCAGGAGGGUCUGGCCACGGGCACCGACGGUCCCGAUUCGCCCUCGGAGGGCUCGAGCACCGAGACCGACGGUGCCGAGGAGAUAUCCGCGAACAACUCGCUCGUCAAGCAGAAAAAGAAGCCACCGCAGCGCAGCCACGGCGGAGCUCAGUCGCCGCGAAUCGUCGAGAAUCGCACGCCGGAGCCGCCUCGCGCGAGCAGCACCACCUCGUCGCCGCCCAUAGUCAUCCUGGCCGAGCCCGACGAGCUCGCCGACAACGCGUCCGAGGAAGACGGGGCCAAGACACCGCGCGCGGAGAACGUACUGCAGUCAGGCUCGCCGCAGCCCGAGGAGGACGCUUCUUCCAUCGAUACCAGAGCUCGACAGCAGUCGCGCGACUCGGGCUUUGUGGGAAGCUGCGACGAUCUUCUGCACAGCACGCCCCAGCAACGAAAUGCCAACGCUGCAGCUGUUGCAGCUGCUGCUUCUGUUUCUACUGCUUCGGGAGCCGCAGCACUACCAGAGUCCGCAUCGAAAUCUUCUACUGAUGAGGCACGCGAUCAAGAAUCUGCCAACAAUGGCCGAAGCCCCAGAGAUCAGAGAAAUAAUUUCCACGAGCGUCUCAUUGGUAGUGCUCGUCUGCGAGAGCGAUUGAUAAGCAUAGACCAACAGCAGCAGCAGCAGCAGCAGCAGCCCACCGCGUCGUCCGCACCGCUUAGCGGACUGACGCGCAAGGACAGCUUCAACAACUGGUCGAGCGACGAGGAGACCAACCUCAUGAUGUCCAAAAUGCGUCAAUUUUUCAAGAGCAUGGUGGCCAACUCUGCCAAUGGAAAUAGUUUAGCCAAUAACAAGAAUGAGCCAAGUGGUGGUGGUAGUACGACGUCGAGCGCCGCCUCGCCCGCGCCUAGCCCCAGUCCUCGCCUCUCGUCGGCGAAUCGGCAUCAUCUGAACAAUCGUCACUCGGGACGAGGAAGCGAACAGCAGCAGCGCGCGAAACCGCCGCAGCUCGUCUACUUCGAGAACGAGCUCACGCGCCUGAUGAAGACUGUGCCGGGUAUACGCGACGAGCAGGUGCGCGAGAUAGUCGAGUAUCUGAGCAGCGAAGACACCUGGUCGGAUUCGUACGACAGCUCCGACUACACGAGCUCGGAUCUCGAGGGUGCCGCAGUGGGUGGCAGACGCUCGGCGCUGCGCGAACAGAUAUCCCAGAGCUGUCAACAGAUCAUCAACAAGUUCGACGGCACGGACGAUCAUCGACGCGUCGUUGGCAGCCACAUGACCAACGCCGCUGCUGCGCCGAUCGAUCAACCCACGCAGCUGCUGCAACAACAGCAGCAGCAAGGAGCAGCAGCGGGCAUGGGUCGCGACACGGCCUUCGUGUAUCAGAAGCUGGUGGCGAGCUUCACGAAGAUGAGCAACAACGAGAACAGCAGCGUGGCCAACAAGUCCUCGGACAGCGGCUCGGUACCGAGCUCGAGUCCGCCUCUCAUAGCCAAGGUGAUGCAUCACAUCGGUAGCCGUCUGGUCGCCCUGAUGCACCAGGUCACCGAGAGCAAUGUCCCGAGCAGCCAUGGCUCGUCGCACAGGAGAUCUCAUCACGCUGCCAAUCUUCACAAUAGAGUCGCUUCGUCGUCGGCAUCGACCACCGAGGACGACGACUCGACUUCCGAUUCGGCUUGUGCACCUAGUCAUCUACCUCGAUCCAAAUCGCACGACCCCCUCAUACUCAUCAACGGCCACGCGAACAACGGUGGUAGCAGCGUCUACUCCGGGGGUGCCGCCAGCAUGCCACCAGCCGAAGCGGAAGAACGCGAGGCCAGCGACUACGAGCGUUUCUCGUGGAGAGGUAGCUUCGAGUCGGCCCUCAUGGCCGCCGACUCGCGCACCAAGCUAAGCCUCUUGGCCGGCUCGUCGGGCGGCGACAUGUCCAACUGCUCGCAGUCCGCCGCACUGGCCAUGGCCGCCAAGCGACGCAGCGCCGGCGAUCUGCUCUUCAACCCCAAGAGCUGCUCGCGCGAGCAGCUGGAUCGUGUACGCAGCUGUGGCUCGAUCGGUGGGGGCAGCGUCACUCAGGCAAAUUCCACGACUCCGGGUGGCUCGAUCGAGGAGAAGAUCUGGAGCAAGCGGAGACGAUCAUCGGUGCCCGACAACCGCGUCGAGUCCGGUAAGUCGACGACGAGCUCGACGAUCGAGGAGAGUGGAGGUGGUAGUGACACUGGUACUACAGCGGCGAAUGCUCCUCCUCGUACAGGUGACGACGACACCGACGACGAUCACGAGCUCAAUUACCAUCAGCAUCAAAGCGGCGAUUCUCGAGCGAUGACCCUGCCGAGGGACGUGCAAGCGGCCGCGGCCUCCGUCGCGAGUCCCGGCAACGGCACCAGCAACUCGCUGCCGCGCCAGGGCAUCUCGUCGUCGGCCUCGCCGAACAAGAGCAGUCCAACGGUCGCUGGCUCCGGCAACUAUCACUUCCUGCAGCAGCACAACACCGUGAAAUCGGCGCGCUACCGACCACCCGGCUUCAGUCGGACGAGUCCGUCCGCGGGCUUGGGCCCGAAACGCGCCUUCAGCGCUCCGGGACUGCAGGUCCAGGGCCCGACGGCGAGGUCGCGCAGACAGCAUCAACAGCAGCAGCAUCAACAGGGUCUCCAUUCGCCGGCGGGCAACGCCUCCUCGAGCGCCAAUAUCUCGGCCAACGCAUCGAUUUCAGACGAGGCCAGCAGUCUGUCGGAAGCCUGCAGCACGCCCAUAAUCGGCUCGGGCUCGCGGCGCAGCCACCACCAAUCGCCGUAUCAGCAGAAACUGCACAACAACAGCAGCAUGAUGAACAGCAGCCAGGAGCUGGACGAGGUCGAGCGCAGCUUCAACACCACCCGAGCCUCCCUGUCGAGCUUAGGCGUAAGUUUUCUCGCUUCGAGUUCUCCGAACGUUAACGAGGGAUGGAGGGAUCGUAACGCAGGCGGAAAAAAUUUGCAGGCCCGCUCGGACUCGAUGGCCUCGGUCUACAGCGGCGCCGGCGAGGGACGCUGGUGCGGAUCCGUUGCCGUGCGCGGCGAGGUCGAGUUCUCCCUGCAGUACGACUACAAGCAGCUCAAUCUCGAGGUGCACGUCACGCAGUGCCGGGACCUGGCGCCCGUCGACGUCAAGCGCAACAGAUCCGAUCCAUACGUCAAAGUUUAUCUGCUGCCUGACAAAUCGAAGAGUGGCAAACGCAAAACCAAAGUCAAAAAGCACACCCUCAAUCCGGUAUUCGACGAAACGCUCAAGUUUACCACUAGCCUCAAUGGUCUCGAGUCGAGAACGCUGUGGUUGACUGUUUGGCACUCGGACAUGUUCGGGCGCAACGACUUUCUGGGCGAGGUGCGCAUGCCGCUAGAGAACAAAAUCUUCGACGAUCCCCGACCUCAAUGGUAUCCGCUGCAAGAGAGGACCGAGCCAUUCGAUGAUCCGGUGGUCUACAAGGGUGAAGUCAUAGUGGGCCUGAAAUUCGUACCACCGGAUCCGUCCAGCUUAGACAGAGACCGCGACUCCAACGAACUUUUGAGCAAAUUCAAAAAGACCUGGAGCAAAGGCUCGCUGCACGUGCUUGUCAAAGAGGCAAGAAACUUACAGACCCGUACCAAACACGGUGGUACCUGUGAUCCAUUUUGUAAAAGCUAUUUGCUACCGGAUAAGGGUCGAUCCGGCAAACAAAAAACCGGUGUAGUCAGGCGAUCGGCUGGCUCGCCUGUCUGGAAUCACACGUUCGUCUACAAGGACAUAAGCCUGCAAGAACUGGCCGAUCGUGGCCUCGAACUUACCGUCUGGGAUCACGACAGAAUAGGAAGCAACGAAUUUCUCGGAGGAGUACGUUUCAAUCUUGGCACAAGUAAACAUUACGGUAAAGUUGUCGACUGGAUGGAUGCGACGGGACGCGAACUGUCUCUGUGGCAGAGCAUGCUAGAGCGCCCGAACUUCUGGGUGGAAGGAGCCGUCACUCUGAGGCCGAAUUUGCACAAUCAUAAGACUGGCGCUUCAUAGAAUCUGCCUCAUCAUUUUUCCAAAGCUAUAGUACUAUAUAUGCAACUUGACAAGUAAUAAUGUGCCUUAGUAAUAUCAAAGAAAACGUGUUGUCUUAAAAGAAAAUGUUUGUCUUGAAAUACCAGCCAGAUUGUGCAUCGAGUAUAUAUUGUCCAUUACGUGAGAUGCAAUGGCUCUUUUAUACGUAUUAAUGUGAUGUUUUUCAUAAUGAUCGAUGUCUCUCUCUCUCUGCCCGUGCUCGUUACAGCAUUAAUUGUUUAUUUUCAUAUAAACUCUAUUCAAUCUUUAGCCUGCUUAAAUCGAGCGUAUCGUAUAUAGGUGUAGCUCCUCGAACGAUCAAAGAUGAAUGUUUGUAAUUUAUAUGUUUUUUGGUAAAAAAAAUCAUCCACUUCGUUUUUAUACUUAUUCUCUGUGGCCAAAAGAUAUAUUUGUAAUAGAUGAUCAGCGGUACGAAGAAGUGCUUCCAGUAUGUACUUAUGUGUUGUGUCGUUAUUUAAAAUGCACGUAAAAUAAUAGGCUUCAUUCCGAAAACUGGUUCUUUUUAUAACAAGACUUAAACGCAAGCCAACGUUUGGGAAUAGCGCGCGCGCGUUUCAGAUAUUAUAAUGCGGAAUUUGAGUAUCACUAAUUUCGCGCUUAAUUAGGUAAAUUAAUUAUGUGUGCGUCCGUAAAUCAAUGUAAAUAAAUAAAUGAUAAAUGAGGAAGUGUCGAAGUGCAAAAGUAUUUUUUUGUGGCUAUUCCAAAGGCUGAUGUACUUAUGGAUUUCAGAUGUGAAAAAUGACAUAUCAGUUUGUAAAAAAUUAUUAUAACAGGGUUUAUAGAACAGAAGCAUUUUCGUCCACUUAGUAUUUGUCAGAUUAGCUAAGGAUCAUGUAACAAAUUCGAUUUAUUAUUAUUGGUAUUAGUCUUAAAUGAAUAAACGUCGUGAUUAUGUAAUUAAAUGAAUGUGAAUGCGGCAUGCAUGUUUCUCUCGUACGCGGCGAUCGAGCGCGCGUAUGUGCAAUAUAGAUUAUAAGUAUAUUUGUAUGAAGUAAUAAUAAUAAUGUACCAAGUGUGAAUUGGGAUGAAGAUUUAUUUGAAAUAAAAAAGUAAUGAAAAGAAUACCGAGCGAAGGUAUUCCUCGGUACCACACGAUAGAAGAUCGAAUCAAAGUGCAAUUGUAUCGUUCUCGUUCUUUCCCUGCAAAAAAAGUACGAGUUAAAAAAAAUAAAUAAGAAAAGAAAAAAAGAAGAGAUAAAUAUAUAAAAAUAUAUUUCUAAAU
This is a messenger RNA of Trichogramma pretiosum, 11378 nucleotides long. RefSeq lists its product as uncharacterized. Bases 896 to 10117 code for a protein of 3073 amino acids. Gene Ontology annotation, cellular component: exocytic vesicle; plasma membrane. The transcript has 14 exons. The record is from RefSeq and is a predicted model, not a curated record. Gene Ontology annotation, biological process: exocytosis. Gene Ontology annotation, molecular function: neurexin family protein binding. Lineage: Eukaryota; Metazoa; Arthropoda; Insecta; Hymenoptera; Trichogrammatidae.